AUGCGAAGAAUUUCGUAUACUACCUACCCCCAGGACUUCUACGAGAGCCAAAGGUGGGUGCCUCAUAAGCUCGAGCGGCACCGUAAGGCCCAAUAUGAAUUUUGGCAACAAUGUCAAGCCACCAUUUCCAAUAUCCCCCGUCGCUCGGCGUUGGUCUGGUGCCUCAGCGCCAUUUCGGUGGCCCCAUCCCCGCCGAACGCGGGUUUCGCAGGCUCUCGGAGACACCCUUGCCGUACCAGCCAGAAUGGCAGCAAGUUCUUCGCGGUGAUCCAGAAGCAGGGCCUAGCUGCGCUCAGCGCCUUUGGGAAGGCAUCCAGGUUCAAUUCCACGUCGGCUCGCACUGACGGAAAGAGUUGGUCCAUUCUAGACUACACAUGUGUGCGGUUUCACGGAGGGCAUGGCCACAGAGGACGAUCGCUGCGUGACCUCCCCGUGAGCCUUGGUGGGUUUCGAGACCAUAUGCCCGUGGAUGCCCAGAUAUACGCAGGCCUUCGCUGCAAGUUCCGACGUCCAGAGGCCGACAUCAAGUGGGGCCGCGACCUCGUCGUGCAGGACUCGAAGGAGUUGCACAGGGCCAGCCGCGAGGAUGGCGAGCACCUUGUCCCGCGCAGAGUCUUUCGGCUACGUGACGCGGUUGACCUUCACCUUCGGGGGCGACGAUUGCGAGGACAGCGGCCCCAGGUAUGCGGACCUGGCAAGGACAACCAUGACGCCUCGGCGUGCUUCGACGCGCUGGAGGGAGCGGCGGCGGAUGCAGCGGUGGAGAUCUACACCGCGAAGCCGACCGAGAGGGGGGCGCCAGCUUUCCCCGUGGAGACGCUGAAGGCCAUCGCUCAGAAGCAGAUGUGCCAACGCAUGCUCGCCGAAGCGGUCGCGGGGAGCUGGCUUCACAAGUCCUUGCGCCGCUUGAAGGUGGCCAAGCUGGCGAAGAGGGCAGUCCGCGCGCACCGCCGCCAGCAGAAGGCAGAGCUAGUGGACCAAGCUGCACGCGCCGACCAACGCCAUGACACCUGGAAGAACUACGCCAUCAUCCGCCGCCUCGCGCCGAAGCCGACGGCGCCAUCUAUGACGGCGCACAAUCCUGAGACAGGUAUGGUAUGCUUCGACCAUGAUGGGGGGACAUGGCUGCACGUGUCAAGGCCUUGUGCUCCAUCUUCCAGGCUGAGGAUAUCGAGCUGA
Messenger RNA from Prorocentrum cordatum, 1179 nucleotides. The record is from the annotation of a GenBank genome assembly. NCBI's taxonomy places the organism in Eukaryota, Dinophyceae, Prorocentrales, Prorocentraceae.